UUUCCCUCUUUCUUUGUACCAGGUUCCAUGUCAGUAUCACUCACCUGUGCUAAGAAAAUAAAAUAUUUAAGCCCAAUUUCUCUCUCUCUCUCUCUCUCUCUCUCUCCUCGAAAUUUUGUUUCCAGUUGCAUCGUUUUUCUUGCUGUUUCCGAGCUUUGGACCAAAAGCUUUGACCUUUGUCGAAAUUGCUGCUGUUUACGAGGAUCAAAGUGUGUUCUUCCUCUAAAGAUUUUCUCCUCGAACUUGUUUCUCCAGAGAAAUGCCGUCAAAGAGUAAAGUGAAAUGAAAGAAAGGCGAUUCCUUUUUGGAGUUAAAUCACUCGCGAGCUUCGCUGGUAUGUUCUCGAAAGCACAUUUGGAGAUUAAUUAGCUGUAAUCUCUUGCCCUUUGAACACUUUUCUGCUAGUGACGAGCCACAAAAUAAAAGGGCAAAAGAGAGCACUUAGGGUGUGUUUCUCCAAACUUUUUUCCAAGAGAAAACUCUUUUUUUUUUUUCUGAAAAGCUUAGCCCUUUGGUUGAAUCGUUUGUAUAUUUCAGAUUCUAAGUGAUCGAGCCUAAGGAAAGAAGGAAAAGGGAAGAAUUUGAUUGUGGGAAGAAAUGGGUUGUGCUGCUUCAAGCAUUGAUAAUGAAGAAAAGGUUUUAGUGUGUAGGCAGAGAAAGAGGCUAAUGAAAAAGUUGUUAGUCUUCAGGGGAGAAUUUGCAGAUGCACAGUUGGCUUAUCUUAGAGCUUUAAGGAACACUGGAGUCACUCUUAGGCAAUUCACAGAGUCCGAGUCCUUGGAGCUUGAAAACACUAGUUAUGGAUUAAGUUUGCCUUUGCCUCCAUCCCCGCCUCCUACAUUGCCUCCUUCACCUCCACCUCCUCCACCACCUCCUCCAUUUAGCCCGGAUUUGAGAAAACCCGAGACUGGCCAUAGGAAUAAAUUGGUUGACGAGGAGGAAGAAGGUGCUGCUGGAGAGAUUGAUGGUAAUGAUGGUGGAAGUGGUGCAACUUCUAGGCCUCCAUUGCCGAAUUCUUGGAACUUUUGGAACCCUUUUGAUUCACUUGAGCUGCAUAGUCAUCCAAAUGGUGAUAAUGCAGUUACACAGAUUGACCUGAAGAAGGAACAUAAAAUUCAGCAAGCUGAAGAGGAAAAUUGGGCGGAGACGAAGUCUGAGUUUGAGGAAGAAGAUGAGCAACAAGAAUCAGGAGGAGGUAAUUCCCUUGAUUUGAGUGUUCAGCAAACAGAAGCUGUUAAGAAGCCACGGCGUCUGAAAUUUAAGCUGGGAGAAGUUAAGGACGACAACUCAUCGAUGACAAGCUGGUCCGGUAAAGAUCUGGAGAACACUAGUGUUACUGAUUGUAGGAUCAGGAGGACCUUAGAAGGGAUCAUCAAAGACUUGGAUGAUUACUUUCUAAAAGCAUCGGGUUGCGAGAAGGAAAUAGCUGUGAUAGUAGACAUCAACAGUAGGGAUACCAUUGAUCCUUUCAGGUACCAGGAAACAAGAAGGAAGAGAAGCGGCUCCGCAAAGGUAUUCACUGCAUUGUCAUGGAGCUGGUCCUCAAAGUCUCUUCAUUUGGGAAAAGAUGGUACAACAAGCGGCGCUGUUGAACCCUGUAGGCCUGGAGCUCACUGUAGCACACUUGAGAAGCUAUACACAGCUGAGAAGAAACUUUACCAGCUAGUCAGGAACAAAGAAAUUGCCAAAGUGGAGCAUGAGAGGAAGUCUGCAUUACUGCAAAAGCAAGAUGUGGAAACCUAUGAUAUGAACAAGAUGGAGAAGACACGCUUGUCUUUGGAUGGUUUGGAAUCUGAGAUACAGCGUCUAGAAGAUUCCAUAACUGCGACAUGUUCAUCUUUACUUAACUUGAUCAAUGAUGAGCUAUAUCCGCAGCUAGUUGCUUUAACUUCCGGGCUAACGCAUAUGUGGAAAACAAUGCUCAAGUGCCAUCAAGUCCAAAUUCAUAUAUCCCAGCAACUGAACCAUCUUCCAGACUACCCGAGUAUUGAUCUCAGUUCGGAAUAUAAACGCCAGGCGGUUAAUCAACUAGAGACCGAGGUUAAUUGCUGGUACAAUAGCUUUUGCAAGUUAGUAAAUUCUCAGCGAGAAUAUGUGAAAACACUCUGUACGUGGAUCCAACUUACUGAUCGCCUCUCUAAAGAAGACAGCCUUACGAGCAGCUUACCGGUUGCUGCUCGUAAGCUCUGCAAAGAAUGGCAGCUUGUGUUUGAAAAGCUCCCUGAUAAGGUAACUUCAGAGGCCAUUAAAAGCUUUCUGAUGGCAAUCAAAUCUAUUAUUAAUCAACAAGCUGAGGAAUACAACCUGCGGAGGAAAUGUAAUAAACUUGAGAAGAGACUGGAGAAAGAGUUAAUUUCACUGGCUGAGAUCGAAAGAAGGCUGGAGGGAAUUCCAGCAAUGGAAGAGGAGACAUCAAGCUCAACGAGUUUGGGAUCUAAGCAUCCGUUAUCAAUCAAACAAGCCAAGAUCGAAGCCUUGAGAAAACGAGUGGACAUUGAGAAUGCUAAAUACUUGAACUCGGUUGAGGUUAGUAAGAGAAUGACACUGGACAACCUCAAAUCAUGCCUUCCCAAUGUCUUUCAGGUGCUUGUUGCUCUCGCGAAUGUCUUUGCCAAUGGGUUUGAAUCCGUUAAUGGCCAAACCGCCACAGAUGUUUCCGACAUAUCCCAAGAUUCUGAUGAACCUCACGCCUAAGAAAAGGCCUCAUUCGUUUCUUGAGAUUUCAGGAGCUUUAGCUUCUUGAUGUUUAUUUCUUUCUUGGUGCAACAGUGAUGAGG
Molecule: messenger RNA, 2777 nt
Organism: Eutrema salsugineum
Lineage: Eukaryota; Viridiplantae; Streptophyta; Magnoliopsida; Brassicales; Brassicaceae
Product: nitrate regulatory gene2 protein
Exons: 5
Coding region: 598-2694 (698 amino acids)
Source: RefSeq, a predicted model, not a curated record